Molecule: messenger RNA, 384 nt
Organism: Prunus armeniaca (apricot)
Lineage: Eukaryota; Viridiplantae; Streptophyta; Magnoliopsida; Rosales; Rosaceae
Source: the annotation of a GenBank genome assembly
AUGGCCUCAGCUGCAACCGAUCUCUUGAUUGGCAAAGUUGUAGGCAUUCUUGAGAGCGAGGCAUCCUCCAUAGUAGGUGUUCGUGAUCAAGUUGAUGAGAUUAAGCAAGAGCUUAUAAGCAUGAAAUCUGUUGACGCAGAAAAAUGGUUCUGCACUUUCCCGCGCAACUUAGUGAUUAAGUCUCUUCGGUAUCUGAUGUCCUCGGUAGGGUGUGCGAUCUGUAAGAUAGCAAACACACGAGUUUCGAUGUGGGACUCUGGGCGUCAAUCGUGGAGCUGCCACGUGCCAGAGUGGGCAAGGAGUCCCCCAAGUCCCCUUGCGAGUGUCUUCGGAAGGGGAUUUGAAUUCGUCCUCGGGAGGAAACACGGCCUUACCGUUCGGUAA